AUGGAGUCUUUUAGAAAAUGGUUUUACAGGCCAAAGAGGGAUGAUUCUUCCCUCUUAGCUCAGUUUUUUUAUGCCGAUGAGGACCUUAACAAUGUCACAGCAGAAUUGGAUAGUUUCGAUGGCAGAAAAGAUCCGGAAAGGUGUUCGAUAUUGGUAAAUCAUUUAAGACAGUGUCAGGAUAAGGUUUUAAACAUAUGUGGAAAAAUAAUGAAUCAAUUGAUACCGACUAAAAGAGCAUCACGCCAUUUUCGAGUCAAGUUUCCUGAUGAUGUCAUACAAGAAAAUUUGGCGGGUCAAUUAUGGUUUGGAGCGGAAUGUUUGGCUGCAGGAUCAUCCAUAAUGAAUAGGGAAAGUGAAAGUUCGGCCAUGAGACCACUUGCCAAAGCUUUAACGAAAUCUUUAGAAAACGUUAGAAAUCUUUUACGGGAACAAUGUUUUCGAAUGAACGCCAACAUUCAAACUAGUAAUUUUUUAUUUAACGAAAAACUAUUGGAUACUCUCAUUAUAUUCGAUAGAUUAUUUGCCGAGUUUGAGUUGAGUUACGUGAGUGCGAUGGUUCCUGUAAAAAGCCCAGGAGAAUAUUAUUUGCAGCAAUUAGUUAUAGUUUUGUUUUCUGAAACUUUACAAAGAGCUUUGAGACUGAAUUUAUUAACACAAGAAAUGAUUGAUGAUUACGAUCCUGCUUUGAUGUUUGCUAUUCCACGAUUAGCCAUCGUCAGUGGACUUUUAAUUUUCCCAGAGGGUCCUCUGUGCGUGGAUGGAGAUUUACUUGAUAUGUCUGAAAUGUUUAGGCCAUUUCGGAUUCUGCUAAGAAAAAUACGUGCUUUGUUAUUGACUUUAAGCAAUAAAGAAUUAUUCACGUUGGAAAAACUCCUUUGUUCAUGCGAAGAUCCGAACAUUGAUUUUUCCGAUACAAAUUCCUGUAGUAAAUGUUUAGAUGAUAAUGAAAAAUUAGAUGAAAAAGACGUUAAUGUAAAUAGGGAUAAUUACGAUUAUUUCGAAGAUGAUGUUGAUUACGAAUCGAUCGAAUCAUCGGAAAAUAAACCGGACGACGGAGUCAAUUGUCUUCCAUCGGUGGUUAAUGUAAAUAAUAUCGUUCCGUCCGAAAUAACAACCAACGAGUCCACCAUCACGCCUUCAAAAACUGAAAACAUUACCAUCGUUAACGAUACGAAUACAUCUUCCGGGUAUCUGAUCGCGAAUCAAGUUAAUUUAAACUGCAUAACGACACCCAACGAAGCUCCGAUAAUUGUGGGACACUCGCUUCCGGAUGGAGAUCACGCGGAAUCUUUAAACCUUGUCACGGAAACCCUGUCGUCUUUGUUGAACACGAAUACCAAUGAUGAUUCAUCGGAUAAUAAUAUUUUAAAUAUUAACGUUAAUAAUAAUAAUAAUUUUACUAGCAAUGAAUCAGUGAAUAAAUGUACUUGUUUUAAUUCUAGCAGCAUUUGUUACGAUGAUAUAUGCAAUUGUUUCAAUGAAAUUCAUUUGGACAAUGAAUCCGCACUGUCAGAAAAAGAAAAUAUAGAAACGGGUAUUUUAAAGACGGAUGAUGUAAAAACUGAUAUAUUAAAUUGUAAAAUAAAUGGCCGUGAAAAUAGUUACAAUGACCAGUCGGAUAGAUUGGUGAGUCCGGAUUCCGGAUUGGAAAAUAGUGAAGUCGACAAUACGGUUUUAUAUGGGAAGUCGGAAAAUGAGAAAAUGAAUUCGCCGUCCACGUCGAAAGAAAAUUCGAGUCCGGGUUUAGAGAAAAACGAUUUUAUAUGUGAUAUUUGCGGGAAGACGCGUAAAAAUUUCCCCUGUUCUAAAAUACGUCUUUCAGAUUCCAAUUACAUUAGCAACAGUAGUGGCUCCCCAUAUUUAAAUCAGCCUUUAAAAGACUCGAGUUUGCUAGAACAAUGUAAUAAAAUAUCAGACGACUGUAAUAAUGCUGUGGUGGAGGAAAGAAACGAAGAAUGGUACGGGAUUGCCGUGGGUCAAGGAGAUGUUAAAACAAACGAUGUUAAUUUUUACUUUCAAAAUGAACAUGAAAGUGAAAGUCCUAGUCAUAGCGAAUUGCAACAGAAUUACUGCAACAAUUGGGAAGCUCUUAUACCAUUCACAACCGGAAGCGAAGUUCAAGUGGAACCUGUCAGUGAUUCAGUAUCGUUAGAUCUUCCGACUAAUUUUGUCAUAAGCGUAUCAGACGAAAGACAAAUAGCAAGCACUCCAGAAAUUUAUAGAAUACGGACCAGUACUCUCAUUCCAUUGCAAACCUUUGAUAAUUCCAAUGGUCACAACCGAUCGGGUCGUGGUAAUUUCAAUAGGCGUUUGAGUAUAUUAAACGUGGCGAGAAAAGAAAAUUUGGGAAAACCUAAAAAAGUUCACAAAAUGCGAAAUGGUACUCAAAACCAAAAAGAAAAUGCAUCCUUACAGUUAGCUAGUCAUUCCAAAAGGGGUUCGGAUGGUCCACCGAUAAGUAGUAGUUUUUCAUCAAGUUGUUCGAGUUGUGUCACUUCGGAAACGUGUAGCUUAUCUUCCGAAACGUCUUCUUUCAAUUCUGAACUUCAAGAUGAUGAAGAAAUAGCAUUAGCAUUAAAAGCUGCCGAAUCUGUUUGUAGAAAUGAUACGAGAGCAAGAUUCAAAUCGAGCGAGGAUUUAAUUCACAGGUUAUUUGUUUGCAUUGCCGGUGUUGCCGAUCAAUUACAAACGAAUUUUGCCGGAGAUUUGAGAAAUAUUUUACAAUCGGUGUUUUUAAUGAAUGCCACGGAUUCCGAUUGCGAAGAACAAGAUAAUAAUGUUCAAUAUAAUAUUUCAAACGGAUCAGAAAGUGCGGAAGAAGCGUGGGAAAGUUCACCACAAAUCGAAAACGAAAGAAAUGAUGAACCGACGACGACGACAACAACAACAACAACAACAACAACAAUUGCAGCAACAACCGAGGGAAGUGGUAGAGUUGAUGAUAAUAGAAAAGAAAAAGAAAAUCCUCCUCCUUGGGUUCCGGAUGUCAUGGCACCGAGAUGCAUGACUUGCGAGGCUGUUUUUACAUUGGUCAGAAGAAGGCAUCAUUGCAGAAAUUGUGGAAAAGUGUUUUGUGCCAGAUGCAGCUCUAAUUCCGUCCCUUUGCCACGUUACGGUCAUAUAAAACCCGUUCGAGUGUGCAAUCGUUGCUUUCUAUACCAAGUAACUCCUUUUACAAUCGAAGAAAUUCCAACGACAUCAUAG
Messenger RNA from Pediculus humanus corporis (human body louse), 3204 nucleotides. Its product is annotated as zinc finger protein FYVE domain containing protein, putative. The coding region runs from base 1 to 3204 and encodes 1067 amino acids. The record is from RefSeq and is a predicted model, not a curated record. Gene Ontology annotation, cellular component: early endosome membrane. The transcript is spliced from 11 exons. Lineage: Eukaryota; Metazoa; Arthropoda; Insecta; Psocodea; Pediculidae. Gene Ontology annotation, molecular function: metal ion binding.